This is a messenger RNA of Cavia porcellus (domestic guinea pig), 662 nucleotides long. It is a transcript of the gene Ccdc200, whose product is annotated as coiled-coil domain containing 200. The transcript is spliced from 4 exons. The record is from RefSeq and is a predicted model, not a curated record. Lineage: Eukaryota; Metazoa; Chordata; Mammalia; Rodentia; Caviidae. Bases 66 to 530 code for a protein of 154 amino acids.
CGGGGGCUGCAUUGUGAGGUGGCCAAGCUACUGCAGGGGCCGGGCGGGGUCCUGGCCUCCCCAUCAUGGGCAGCGCCUACCACUGGGAGGCCCGGCGCCGCCAGAUGGCUCUGGACGGGAGGCAGAGGCUGCUGGCCCAGCAGCAGCAGCAGCAGCAGAAACUGCAGGAAGACCAAAAGGAGGGGUAUCACCCCGAGAAGAGACCCCCAACACCGCCAGAGCCCAAGGAGCAACUGCAGCCACCAUCGGCCCAGCGCCCAGCAGCCCAGCUCCCACCAGUCCAGCCACCACCGGGCCAGCCACAACCAGCCCAGCAGCCAGCGCCACCAGGGGGACAGGACACCCUCCCUCAGUGCUCUUACAGGCCAGGCCUUGAUGCAGCGGGGCAGACCCCCUGUGAGGACUGUAGAUCCCAAGCCUGGCCACCCAUCCUCCCCAGACCUGGCCUCCAGAACCCAUGCCAGCCUGGCCCUGCCAAAACCACCCGGUACCCACGGCUCACGUCAACUGAUUACCUCCAGCAGUGGUGACCACAGGGCACACCACAGGCCAUGAACAGGCCAAGAACAGACAAUGAGCAGCUGCACCUGUGACAGCCUGAAGGGGGUGCCGAGGAGCCCUCACCCCGGGAAGCCUUGGCUGCAGUAAAGUGGGGCUCCUGG